This is a messenger RNA of Capsaspora owczarzaki ATCC 30864, 1264 nucleotides long. Its product is annotated as cathepsin D. The coding region runs from base 21 to 1169 and encodes 382 amino acids. The record is from RefSeq and is a predicted model, not a curated record. Gene Ontology annotation, biological process: proteolysis; cell death. The transcript has 3 exons. Gene Ontology annotation, molecular function: aspartic-type endopeptidase activity. Gene Ontology annotation, cellular component: lysosome. NCBI's taxonomy places the organism in Eukaryota, Filasterea, Ministeriida, Capsasporidae.
UCUUUUUCUUACUUGGAGCAAUGCAAAAGCUUCUUGUCAUCACCCUUCUCGCUGCCCUCAUCGCCACCGCUGCCGGCGCCAGCAUCAAGCUCCGCAAGUUCGAGAGCGCCCGCCGCUCCCUUGCCAACGUCGGCAACUUCAUCGAGUCCCGCUACCUCGGUGUCGGUGCCAUCGAGCCCCAGCACAACUACCAAGACGCCCAAUACUACGGUGACAUCACCAUCGGCACCCCCGGCCAAAAGUUCACCGUUGUCUUCGACACUGGCUCUGCCAACCUCUGGGUCCCCUCCAAGAAGUGCCCCGUCACCGACAUUGCCUGCCAGCUCCACAACAAGUACGACUCGACCAAGUCGUCCACCUACAAGGUCAACGGCACCAGCUUCGCCAUCCAGUAUGGCUCUGGCAAGCUCUCUGGCUUCCUCUCGACCGACUCUGUUAGCUUUGCCGGCCUGACCGUCACUGGCCAGACCUUCGCUGAGGCCACCGCUGAGCCCGGCCUCUCCUUUGUUGCUGCCAAGUUCGACGGCAUCCUCGGCCUCGGCUUCCCCCAGAUUGCUGUUGACGGCGUCACCCCCGUCUGGAACAACGCCAUCCUCCAGGGCGUUGCCGCUGCUCCCCUUUUCGGCUUCUGGCUCAACCGCGACCCCACUGCCGCCGAUGGUGGUGAGAUUGACUUUGGCGCCAUCGACGACAGCCACUACACUGGCCCCAUCCUCUACACCCCCGUCACCCGCCAGGGCUACUGGCAGUUUGCUCUUGGCGCUGUCACCGUCAGCGGCAAGAACUACUGCGCUUCCGGCUGCCAGGCCAUCGCUGACUCUGGCACGUCCCUCCUUGUCGGCCCCACCGAUGCCGUCACCGCCAUCGCUGCCGCUGCUGGUGCCACCAAGAACAUUGCUGGCGAGUACACCCUCGACUGCUCCAAGAUUGCCUCGCUCCCCAACCUCGUCUUCACCAUCUCUGGCCAGCAGUUCGCCCUUACUGGCGCUGACUACGUCCUCAAGAUCACCUCCGGCUCCACCACCGAGUGCCUGCUCGGCCUGAUGUCGAUGGAUCUCUCUGCUGAGGGCAUCCAGUGGAUUCUUGGCGAUGUCUUCAUUGGCAAGUUCUACACUGUCUUCGACUUCAACGGCAACGCCCCCCGCGUCGGCUUCGCCACUGCCCGUUAAAGCCCUCCCAUUAUAGUUUAAUUGUCUUUGAUUUUUGUGUGCAUGAACAAAACAAUUGUGCCAAGCGCAAAAAAUAAGACAGCUUUCUCAUGACA